UUCACAAUAGACGUUUAUACACCAUUCGAUAGAGAAUUUCAAGAGCUACAUUUUGCACUAUUUGUAUUUCAAGAUAGAUAAAAUCGACUUUUUGGCCUAAUGUCCGCUUAGUUGCCCACUGUGCAACAGCACCAAAGCCCAGAGUUUUGAUUUGUAAGUUAAAAAGCUUGUUUUUUCUCCUUCAACUUUUUCUUUUCUUUUUAUUUUUGCUCUUGUUUUUUUUUCAAAUUUUUUCAGGUCACGAUGAAUCUACUUUUCGUAGUGGAGAGGUUAGUGCGCGUAGAUGGGUGAUCGAUGAUUCGGCACCCUUUUUUAGCAAAGGUCGUGGUCGAAGCUACAUGAUUUCCGAUUUUUUGGUCAUCCAUCCAUCGUCACCAUAUUUUCAAUUAAGUCCAGCUGAAUGCAAUCAAGCAACUCAACGAUAUCCAAAAUUAUUGGAAGAAGUAGAUAUUAUUCAUGAAAAAUUUUCGGCAUCAGCAGCAAUAAAUAUUGGAAGUGAUUUAUAUAUGGACAACGAAUUGAUUUUAGAACAAUUUGAACGAUUAUUUCAAAUGUUACAGUUCAAAGAAGAAUACAAGACGCA
This is a messenger RNA of Didymodactylos carnosus, 583 nucleotides long. The record is from the annotation of a GenBank genome assembly. Lineage: Eukaryota; Metazoa; Rotifera; Eurotatoria; Philodinida; Philodinidae.